This is a messenger RNA of Cuscuta campestris, 535 nucleotides long. The record is from the annotation of a GenBank genome assembly. Lineage: Eukaryota; Viridiplantae; Streptophyta; Magnoliopsida; Solanales; Convolvulaceae.
AUUCUCACAAUCUCUCUCUUAAAGCUGCAAAUCUCCAUCGCGAAGAAGACAAGAUAAUCAAUCUCAGUCGCCGGGAAAGAUGUCUGGCCGUGGAAAGGGCGGGAAGGGGCUGGGAAAGGGCGGAGCAAAGCGGCACCGGAAGGUUCUGAGGGACAACAUCCAGGGCAUCACGAAGCCGGCCAUCCGCCGUCUGGCUCGCCGUGGAGGAGUGAAGCGGAUCUCCGGUCUCAUCUACGAGGAGACUCGCGGCGUUCUGAAGAUCUUCCUUGAGAACGUGAUCCGCGACGCCGUCACCUACACUGAGCACGCUCGCCGGAAGACCGUCACCGCCAUGGACGUCGUCUAUGCUCUCAAGCGACAGGGCCGUACCCUGUACGGCUUCGGCGGCUAGGGUUUGUGGUGUCCAAUCAAUGUAUAUCUUUGCGAAAUUUCUGGACUUUUAGUGGUUUUUGUUAUGGUUAUAUCUCAAUGUUCUUCUCAAUCGCUGUAAUCUCUUUUGAUUCAAUGAAAUCAAUUCGUAAUGGUUGGAACCCUA